GUGUAGGCGCCUGUCGGUCAUGCCCGUCAGUCUCAGCUGCAGUUGUCUGACACCUUUGCAGCGCGCAUGCGCAGCGAGCGACGAAACUAUACAUAAUAAUAACAGUUGCCCUCUAAAUAAAUGAUAUGAUGCAGCUUUCCCCAUCUGUCGUCUCGGACUGUAAUUAUUUCCUUCAGCAGGGGAGAUAGCCUGCCGACUUGGCGACUUUCUUUAGGAGCAAUGCAAAUGGAGACUUAAUCUUUGUCUAACAUGACUUAAAGGCGCGCUGCUGGGCCCACCGAAAAUCGCUGCUGUAGCAAUAGAAUGACGCACCGCACUCCAAGCUCUCAUGUAGUAUGCAUAUGCAUCAUAGUCGCGACAACUUUCUCCAGUACAGCGGCGGCGUCGAGAAGCUUGAACACGGGGGCGGCCACGACUGGUCAGGCGCCGGUGUGCGACCUGCACCCUGAUAUUCGAGCAAGGUGCUGAUACUUUGAAAGAAGCUGAAAGAAAGUUUUCUAGGGCCGGCAAGAUUGUCAUAUGCCUGCGCAGAGUAUGCGUGCCCUCCACCUGACGUGUUUCGCGUGCCGCGUGGGACCAGUGGAAGUCUCGCUGGAACUUACGACACACCGCCCCCAUACCUCCGCACGGUUUAGGAUGCAGUAUCAUUGUCACAAUGUAACGUGCAUGCAGAAUUCAAAAGGAUGUCGCCUGGCUGGACGAAAUAGGCGGAAUUCACGAGGGCAUGAUCCGCAACAUCUCCCUGGUGUGUGACAAGCACGUGCGGCACCUGUGCAACUUCAGGGUCGUGCGCGUUAUGAUUAAGGACGGGGAAGUCUAUUUGAACAGUGUGCAUCCCGAGUACAAACUGGGGCCCACCCAGUUCGCGGGCUUCCUGGCUGAACUGUAUGAGGCCAGCAAAGUGUUCAGAUUGCCGGAUGUGGAGUUUGCAUACAAUGGCGAUGAUGACGCCAACUGGGCCUUUGACUGGAAGGACCGCGGCAAGCUACAAACCAAUUUCCACGGCGGGCCCUUCCCGCUGGUGGCCUGGAGCAAGAGUGAACGCAGCAGUGCCAUUCUUAUCCCCGACAGCGGCGCGUUCAGGUGCAUGCAUGACGGAUUUGACAACUUCUUGGAGCGACUGGACGCAAUUAAUAAGGUGGAAUGGAGCACGCGGAAGCAGGUGGCGUUUGGGCGCUGGACCAAGUUCUGCCCGCUGUACAUGCUGCUGGGCCAGCCGCGCCUGCCCAGCGGGGAGCCGUACAAGUGCCCGCGCGCCUGGCUGCCCGCAGUCAGCAACGAGGCCCCGGAGCUGCUGGACGCCGGCUUCGUGCACGGCGGCGACGACCCGCCCCCCAAGGGCGACCCGCGCUACAAGGAGCCCAUUCCCAUCAGCCACCAGGUCAAGUACAGGUACCUGGUGUCCACGGACGGGGUGGCCACCAGUCGCAAGAUGGAGGUCUACUUCCUGUUCGGGUCGCUGGUGAUCAAGUCCGCCUCCGACCGCAUGGGCUACUUCUACGACGCACUGCGGCCGGAUGAGCACUUCGUGACCUGCCUCAACUCAUCGGCGCGCGACAUCCUAGAUGUGGUCCGGUGGGCGCGGUCGCACGACGCCGAGGCUCGCCGCAUCGCCGAGACGGCUCAGCGCUUCGCGGUGGAGCACCUGCGCCGCUCCGCGCGGCUGUGCCAGAUCCGCACUGUGAUUGAGGAGCUGGGCAGGCGCAUGAGGUACACACCCGACUGCUCCCGGCGUGAGCUGUGCAUCCCGCUGGGCCACUUCGUGAGCUUCCUGUCCAAACACGGCUGGGAGGAGCUUGUCACGCGCUACCCGCCCAGCAGCGCUGCAGUGCAGACCUUCACCACCAGCAGUGAUUACGCCAUUGCCAACCUCAUCUCCAACAAGCAGUUCUGGCCACGGGACAAUGACUUCCCACCUUUGGAGGAGGAGCCCUACUUUGGCGUGCCGCGCAUGUAGCGGCCUGCAGCAGUGCUCAGGAGAAAGCCGGUUUGCUGGUGUAGCGAACUGGAAUGGGCUCCAAGCGCAGGUCGCACCCGCCCGUCGACAGGGGGUCCAAAGCAUACGCGCACUAGCGGUGAGCGCUAGAUUUCUGUGUGCGUGCGGCCGUUUUUGGGGGGGAUUCCCAAUCAGGGAUGCAGCGGGUCACGGCUAGCAGGGCUGCAGUGCCAGCGGUCCCUGGGACAAUCAAGGUGCUGUGAGCGCACUAUCUAACUACUAGUUGUGUUGGGUGGUUGCACACAAGCGGUUGGAUGGGCGAAGGAUGAUGGGAAAUGGAUUUUACACGACAUGAUUGUGGGGUUAACAAGCAGGUGAGAGGCUAGGGUGAAGUUUGUUGGGUUAUCCUGCCUCGGUUGCACUGAAUGUCGAUGCGGCUGCCGACUCCUGCUGGUCCCACAAUUGGAACACAACAUAGGGGACAUAGGUUGGGUGACAUUUAUUGCAGUCUGUCAUGAAGGGAAUCAUUUUGCGAUUGAUUGAUUGAUUGAUAUGUUUGUCUGGUAUCCCGGACCAUUGUUGUUGGGUCGUCACUUCAUGCCGUACACGGGGUUGCUUGAGGCGCAUGCACGCACACUGCCGUCGGCCAUACGCAAUAACCACAAGAAUGACAUAUUGCUUCAUCAUGAUUGCAUUGGUUGGCGACGUGGUGGCCACAAGUAAGCGUAGAUGGCGCUUGGGCAGCACGUCUGCGGUCGAUGGUGGUGCAUGGAGUGUGCGGGGUGUGCGCGCGGCACACCGUUGCGCAUGGUACACUUGCGAGAAAUGUGCUUCAACAAGAGAGUACUGUGGCCUUACUGUUCG
Molecule: messenger RNA, 2800 nt
Organism: Chlamydomonas reinhardtii
Lineage: Eukaryota; Viridiplantae; Chlorophyta; Chlorophyceae; Chlamydomonadales; Chlamydomonadaceae
Exons: 14
Coding region: 725-1957 (410 amino acids)
Source: RefSeq, a predicted model, not a curated record